Messenger RNA from Coregonus sp. 'balchen', 16411 nucleotides. The record is from the annotation of a GenBank genome assembly. NCBI's taxonomy places the organism in Eukaryota, Metazoa, Chordata, Actinopteri, Salmoniformes, Salmonidae.
AUGCCAACCCAUUCUAGUUUAAUCACCCAUGUCAACUGGCUCCUAGGUGAGCGCGUACUGGUAAAUUUACAAAUUUAGCCAUCGUUUGCGCGCCUCGUUAUUUGAUUUCUCCUGUUUAGGGGGUGUUUUCACUGUCUAUUAGAAAUGUGAAUCCCUAUUGGGACUUUGGUUGAAUUAAAUGUGUAAAGUAUUAGUCAUUGUUAUGUACGUUUUGCAAUAGUAUUGCCUUCCAUUGGUAAUAUCCCUGUUCUUUGAGAAUCUAUUAACAUGUGUUGAAGGUCCUGUGCAGUCAGAAAACUAGAUUUUCCUGUGUUUUAUAAAUAUUUCCACACUAUGAGGUUGGAAUAAUACUGUGAAAGUGAUGAUAAUGAUGAUCAUUCCCUUUUAGUGUAAGAGCUGUUUGAAAAGACCGCCUGAAAUGUCAGCUGUUUUUGGUGGGAGGGAGAAUUGGCCUUCCAUGGUGACAUCACCAUGUGGUAAAUUAGUUAAUAGACCAAUAAGAAAGAGAGUUCCAAACCUCUCUGCUAACAACAGCUAAUUUUCAGUUUCCCCCUCCCCCCUCAAACCACCUCCAGACAGUCUUAGCAAAAUUCUUGCUUGAGACAUUGCUCUUUGCUAAGAUUCUAUGAUGUUUGUUUUUGACAAUUUUUAUAGGAAAAUUCACAGUAUGGUACUUAAUUGUUACCCAGAAAUGAUUUGAUAUUGAGAUAAAAACUGCUGCAUUGGACCUUUAAUGGUUUAUCCUAGGUUAGCACAGGUCCUGUUAGGAUGCCUGUGCUGACUGCUCCUCCUCAUUCAGGGGGAUAUUGCGUUUAGACAGGCAGCGCAAUUCAGAUAUUAUUUUCCCACUAAUUGGUCUUUUGACCAAUCAGAUCAGCUCGUUCGCCAAUAAUUGGGCAAAAGAUACGAAUUGGGUGUGCCUGUUGUAUACGCAGCCAGGCAUUGAGACUGUCUCUCAGAUGAAGGGAGGACACACCCUCUAGCGACAGAAGUGUGCUAGUAGAGGGCAGUGCAUUAGCCUCACCUCCUCUCUCAGCACUCUGCUGCAUCGUGAAUAGGUUGCCAUAGUGAUAGGUCCCCUUGUGUAUACAUAAUACUAACUAGCACAACGUUUCCCAAACCCCACACAUGAAUGUCUAGGUCCAAAAGACUUCUCAACAGCUUCUACCCCCAAGCCAUAAGACUCCUGAACAGCUAAUCAUGGCUACCCGGACUAUUUGCACUGCCCCCCCCACCCCAUCCUUUUUACGCUGCUGCUACUCUGUUAAUUAUUUAUGCAUAGUCACUUUAACUCUACCCACAUGUACAUAUUACUUCAACUACCUCAACUAGCCCCCGCACAUUGACUCUGCACUGGUACCCCCCUGUAUAUAGCCUCCCUACUGUUCUUUUAUUUUACUUCUGCUCUUUUUUUGUUGUAGUUUUAUUUUACUUUUUUAUUUAAAAAAAUACAUGCAUUGUUGGUUAAGGGCUGUAAGUAAGCAUUUCACUGUAAUGUCUACACCUGUUGUAUUCGGCGCAUGUGGCCAAUACAUUUGAUUUGAUUUGAUGAAUGGUCUCAGGAUGCUUUACUGUUGGCAUGACACAGGACUGAUGAUAGCGCUCAUCUUGUCUUCUCUGGACAAGCUUUUUUUCCGGAUGCCCCAAACAAUCGGAAAGGGGAUUAAUCAGAGAAAAUGACUUUACCCCAGUCCUCAGUAGUCCAAUCCCUGUACCUUUUUGCAAAAUAUCAGUCUGUCCCUGAUGUUUUUUCUGGAGAGAAGUGGCUUCCUCGCUGCCCUUCUUGACACCAGGCCAUCCUCCAAAAGUCUUCACCUCACUGUGCGUGCAGAUGCACUCACACCUGCCUGCUGCCAUUCCUGAGCAAGCUCUGCACUGGUGGUGCCCCGAUCCCGCAGCUGAAUCAACUUUAGGAGACGGUACUGGCGCUUGCUGGACUUUCUUGGGUGCCCUGAAGCCUUCUUCACAACAAUUGAACCUCGAACCUUGAAGUUCUUGAUGAUCCGAUAAAUGGUUGAUUUAGGUGCAAGCUUACUAGCAGCAAUAUCCUUGCCUGUGAAACCCUUUUUGUGCAAAGCAAUGAUGACGGCACGUGUUUCCUUGCAGGUAACCAUGGUUAAGAGGACGAACAUUGAUUUCAAGCACCACCUUCCUUUUAAAGCUUCCAGUCUGUUAUUCUAACUCAAUCAGCAUGACAGAGUGAUCUCCAGCCUUGUCCUCGUCAACACUCUCACCUGUGUUAACGAGAGAAUCACUGACAUAAUGUCAUCUGGUCCUUUUGUGGCAGGGCUGAAAUGCAGUGGAAAUGUUUUUUUGGGGGAUUAAGUUAAUUUUCAUGGCAAAGAGGGACUUUGCAAUUAAUUGCAAUUCAUCUGAUCACUCUUCAUAACAUUCUGGAGUAUAUGCAAACUGCCAUCAUAAAAACUGAGGCAGCAGACUUUGUGAAAAUUAAUUUUUGUGUCAUUCUCAAAACUUUUGACCAUGACUGUAUAUACAGUGUUGUAACAAUGUGCAAAUAGUUAAAGUACAAAUUGGAAAAUAAAUAAACAUAAAUAUGGGUUGUAUUUACAAUGGUGUUUGUUCUUCACUGGUUGCCCUUUUCUUGUGGCAACAGGUCACAAAUAUUGCUGCUGUGAUGGCACACUGUGGUUUUUCACCCAGUAGAUAAGGGAGUUUAUCAAAAUUGGGUUUGUUUUCGAAUUCUUUGUGGAUCUCUGUAAUCUGAGGGAAAUAUGUGUCUCUAAUAUGGUCAUACAUUUGGCAGGAGGUUAGGAAGUGCAGCUCAGUUUCCACCUCAUUUUGUGGGCAGUGUGCACAUAGCCUGUCUUCUCUUGAGAGCCAGGUCUGCCUAUGGCGGCCUUUCUCAAUAGCAAGGCUAUGUUCACUGAGUCUGUACGUAGUCAAAGCUUUCCUUAAGUUUGGGUCAGUCACAGUGGUCAGGUAUUCUGCCACUGUGUACUCUCUGUUUAGAGCCAAAUAGCAUUCUAGUUUGCUCUGUUUUUUUUUGUUAAUUCUUUCCAAUGUGUCAUGUAAUUCUCUUUUUGUUUUCUCAUGAUUUGGUUGGGUCUAAUUGUGUUUUUUUUUUUUUUUUUUUUUGUCCUGAGGCUCUGUGGGGUCUGUUUGUGUUUGUGAACAGAGCCCCAGGACCAGCUUACUUAGGGGACUCUUCUCCAAGUAUCGGCCUAAUUCUGCUCUGCAUCCAUUAUUUGGUGUUUUACGUUGUACACAGAGGAUAUUUUUGUAGAAUUCUGCAUGCAGAGUCUCAAUUUGGUGUUUGUCCCAUUUUGUGAAUUAUUGGUUGGUGAGCGGACCCCAGACCUUACAAACAUAAAGGGCAAUGGGUUCUAUAACUGAUUCAAGUAUUUUUAGCCAGAUCCUAAUUGGUAUGUCAAAUUCUAUGUUCCUUUUGAAGGCAUAGAAGGCCCUUCUUGCCUUGUCUCUCAGAUCGUUCACAGCUUUGUGGAAGUUACCUGUUUUGUGUGCUCUAGGGCAGCGGUGUCUAGAUGGAAUUUGUAUUUGUGGUCCUGGCAACUGGACCUUUUUUGGAACACCAUUCUUUUUGUCUUACUGAGAUUCACUGUCAGGGCCCAGGUCUGACAGAAUCUGUGCAGAAGAUCUAGGUGCUGCUGUAGGCCCUCCUUGAUUGGUGACAGAAGCACCAGAUCGUCAGCAAACAGUAGACAUUUGACUUGUGUGUGUUUUUUCAAAUUUUAACUGCACACUUGUUGUUUUUUGCUGUUUGUUCUUUGUUAUAGGGCCAAAAAGAUUGGAUAAGUGGUUUACCCAUACAUCUCUGUUUUGGAUAGAUAGCUCUUUGUGUUGUUGUUUGUUUAGUGUUUUCCAAUUUUCCCAGAAGUGGUUAGAGUCUAUGGAUUCUUCAAUUACAUUGUGCUGAUUUCUGACAUGCUGUUCCUUCUUUUUCCGUAGUGUAUUUCUGUAUUGUUUUACUGAUUCACCAUAGUGAAGGCGUAGGCUCAUGUUUUCUGGGUCUCUAUGUUUUUGGUUGGAUAGGUUUCUCAAUUUCAUUCUUAGGUUUUUGCAUUCUUCAUCAAACCAUUUGUCACUGUUAUCAGGGUGGCGGACGGGACGGGACGGGGGGGGGGGUGCUCAGAGGGGUUGGGAUCCCCAGGGCUUUGGGUUCUUCAUUUGUUUGUCUGGCUGUGAUGUCGAGGCUAUGGUCACGGUCUAAGGUGUACUGUUCUGCUGCGGUGUCGAGACUUUGGCCAGGAUCUAAGGUGGGCUGUCCUGCUGGCUUCUCUGCAGGGGUGGCUAGCUCUCUUAAUGGGUUGUUCUCUGACAACCAUCAUCAUUCUCACCUUCUCCUCCAGCACUCUGAUCCUCUCCUCUAGUGCUCUGUUCUUCUCCUGCUCCUGUUCUUUCUCCUGUUGAUGUUGUCUCACCACAGUCCAGAGUGCAGACAUGUCUCUCUACCUCCAGCUCUCCAGGUCUAGUUAAGGGGGUGUUGUUGUGCUGGACUGUUGUCUGGGUCUGUGCUGACUGGAGUGUGUUCACCUGCUGUUCCAGCUCCACCUGCCUUACCUCCAGCUGGGUGAAUGUAUCCUUAAUUUCAAUGAGGGAGUAGUACUCUGUGCUGGGAAGUUGACUUUCCGCUUGGGGUUGCUCUGUGGGGUUAUUUAAUGAAGAGGUCUGGUCUGACCCGCUCGGGGUGGGGGUAUCUUUCUCAAGGGAGAGCUUCUCCUGCUGAGCUAUUUCUUUGAUUAGGUGAAAGUCCAGGUGGAACUGUUUGGUGUUGCCCUGUACCAAAACUGUUCCAGAUUUAUAGAUUUAUAUUAGACGACUCAGAGUCCUCGUUGUCUAGUUUCCUGAGUUUCCACCCAUCACUAACACCCCCCCUCUUAACAGAGGGGUAGUGUGCUAGUAUAGCACUGUGCCAUGCCAGGGGAUAGUCUGUGUGGAAGAUAAGGUUGCUUAUGUUCCCAUUUUUAUAAAAGUCAGCAAAAAGUGUCUCCUGAUUUCCCAUAAGGAGCUUCAUUUUGUACUCUUUUCGUGUCUUAUCGUUCUUUACAUUCAGAGGGUACUGUAUUUUAAUGACCUCUGAACAGCGGGAGGGUGCUUCUAAGGCCUCUCCAUUAAGUUGGGGUAGACUGUGCGACUCUCCUGCCAUUGUUGGGCUCAAGGGCUUUGACACCUCUCACUUCACACGUCAGUGCUAAUUGAAGUUGUAUCUCGUUGUACUAGAAAGCUUGGUAGCCUUAGCAUUCAGUCCUUAUAAAGUAAAAUAUAUCAUUGUAAUGUAUUUUUCUUCUUGGUUUUUGAAAGUAAAAAAUUGUUUCAGACUAAACAUUACUCAAUCAGUUUUAGGUUGGAUGGUGUUUUCAAGUUUCUGUUUGUUUGCCAGAGCAUUUGCUGUAUAGAUUGGGAAUAGUAAGCCUUGGUAGUGGAAAGCCUUCCAGGUAAUUCCAGGUAAUUCUGUCCAAAAUCAGGUUGUAGGUUUGGAGUUUUGGUUUGGAAUGAAAGUUGUGUUGUGGAGGGUAGCAUCCUCUAUAUGUCCCUGCCAAAAAAUGUAAGUUUAUCUAACUCUAAAUCUAUAUUUUUUGUAAAAACAUGCUGAAAAAUGCAGGAGCAAUGUCUUUGAUCUCUCACUAUCUCUCUCUCUCUCUCUCUCUCUCUCUCUCUCUCUCUCUCUCUCUCUCUCUCUCUCUCUCUCUCUCUCUCUCUCUCUCUCUCUCUCUCUCUCUCUCUCUCUCUCUCUCAAUUCAAUUCAAUUCAAUUUCAAUUUAAGGGCUUUAUUGGCAUGGGAAACGUAUGUUAACAUUGCCCAAAGCAAGUGAAGUAGUAUAGUAAACAAAAAGUGAAAUAAACAAUAAAGAUUAACAGUAAACAUUACACUCAGAAGGUUUCAAAAGAAUAAAGGACAUUUCAAACGUCAUAUUAUGUAUAUAUACAGUGUUGUAACUCUCUCUCUCUCUCUCUCUCUCUCUCUCUCUCUCUCUCUCUCUCUCUCUCUCUCUCUCUCUCUCUCUCAAUUCAAUUCAAUUCAAUUCAAUUCAAUUUCAAUUUAAGGGCUUUAUUGGCAUGGGAAACGUGUGUUAACAUUGCCAAAGCAAGUGAAGUAGAUAGUAAACAAAAGUUGAAAUAAACAAUAAAUAUUAACAGUAAACAUUACACUCAGAAGUUUCAAAAGAAUAAAGACAUUUCAAAUGUCAUAUUAUGUAUAUAUACAGUGUUGUAACAAUGUGCAAAUAGUUAAAGUACAAAUGGGAAAAUAAAUAAACAUAAAUAUGGGUUGUAUUUACAAUGGUGUUUGUUCUUCACUGGUUGCCCUUUUCUUGUGGCAACAGGUCACAAAUCUUGCAGCUGUGAUGGCACACUGUGGUUUUUCACCCAGUAGAUAAGGGAGUUUAUCAAAAUUGGGUUUGUUUUCGAAUUCUUUGUGGAUCGCUGUAAUCUGAGGGAAAUAUGUGUCUCUAAUAUGGUCAUACAUUUGGCAGGAGGUUAGGAAGUGCAGCUCAGUUUCCACCUCAUUUUGUGGGCAGUGUGCACAUAGCCUGUCUUCUCUUGAGAGCCAGGUCUGCCUACGGCGGCCUUUCUCAAUAGCAAGGCUAUGCUCACUGAGUCUGUACAUAGUCAAAGCUUUCCUUAAGUUUGGGUCAGUCACAGUGGUCAAGUAUUCUGCCACUGUGUACUCUCUGUUUAGGGCCAAAUAGCAUUCUAGUUUGCUCUGUUUUUUUGUUUGUUCUUUCCAAUGUGUCAAGUAAUUCUCUUUUUGUUUUCUCAUGAUUUGGUUGGGUCUAGUUGUGUUGUUGUUGUUGUUGUCCUGGGGCUGUGUGGGGUCUGUUUGUGUUUGUGAACAGAGCCCCAGGACAAGCUUACUUAGGGGACUCUUCUCCAAGUUCAUCUCUCUGUAGGUGAUGGCUUUGUUAUGGAAGGUUUGGGAAUCGCUUCCUUUUAAGUGGUUAUAGAAUUUAACGGCUCUUUUCUGGAUUUUGAUCAUUAGCGGGUAUUGGCCUAAUUCUGCUCUGCAUGCAUUAUUUGGUGUUUUACGUUGUACACGGAGGAUGUUUUUGCAGAAUUCUGCAUGCAGAGUCUCAAUUUGGUGUUUGUCCCAUUUUGUGAAUUCUUGGUUGGUGAGCGGACCCCAGACCUCAGAACCAUAAAGGGCAAUGGGUUCUAUAACUGAUUCAAGUAUUUUUAGCCAGAUCCUAAUUGGUAUGUCAAAUUUUAUGUUCCUUUUGAUGGCAUAGAAGGCCCUUCUUGCCUUGUCUCUCAGAUCGUUCACAGCUUUGUGGAAGUUACCUGUGGCGCUGAUGUUUAGGCCGAGGUAUGUAUAGUUUUUUGUGUGCUCUAGGGCAACGGUGUCUAGAUGGAAUUUGUAUUUGUGGUCCUGGCAACUGGACCUUUUUUGGAACACCAUUAUUUUUGUCUUACUGAGAUUUACUGUCAGGGCCCAGGUCUGACAGAAUCUGUGCAGAAGAUCUAGGUGCUGCUGUAGGCCCUCCUUGGUUGGUGACAGAAGCACCAGAUCGUCAGCAAACAGAAGACAUUUGACUUCAGAUUCUAGUAGGGUGAGGCCGGGUGCUGCAGACUGUUCUAGUGCCCUCGCCAAUUCGUUGAUAUAUAUGUUGAAGAGGGUGGGGCUUUAAACUGCAUCCCUGUCUCACCCCACGGCCCUGUGGAAAGAAAUGUGUGUGUUUUUUUGCCAAUUUUAACCGCACACUUGUUGUUUGUGUACAUGGAUUUUAGAAUGUCGUAUGUUUUUCCCCCAACCCCACUUUCCAUCAAUUUGUAUAGCAGACCCUCAUGCCAAAUUGAGUCAAAAGCUUUUUUGAAAUCAACAAAGCAUGAGAAGACUUUGCCUUUGUUUUGGUUUGUUUGUUUGUCAAUUAGGGUGUGCAGGGUGAAUACGUGGUCUGUCGUACGGUAAUUUGGUAAAAAGCCAAUUUGACAUUUGCUCAGUACAUUGUUUUCACUGAGGAAAUGAACUAGUCUGCUGUUAAUGAUAAUGCAGAGGAUUUUCCCAAGGUUGCUGUUGACGCAUAUCCCACGGUAGUUAUUGGGGGUCAAAUUUGUCUCCACUUUUGUGGAUUGGGGUGAUCAGUCCUUGGUUCCAGAUGUUGGGGAAGUUGCCAGAGCUAAGGAUGAUGUUUAAAGAGUUUAAGUAUAGCUAAUUGAAAUUUGUGGUCUGUAUAUUUUAUCAUUUCAUUGAGGAUACCAUCAACACCACAGGACUUUUUGGGUUGGAGGGUUUGUAUUUUAUCCUGUAGUUCAUUCAAUGUAAUUGGAGAAUCCAGUGGGUUCUGGUAGUCUUUAAUAGUUGAUUCUAAGAUUUGCAUUUGAUCAUGUAUAUUUUUUUUGCUGUUUGUUCUCUGUUAUGGGCCAAAAAGAUUGGAGAAGUGGUUUUACCCAUACAUCUCCGUUUUGGAUAGAUAGCUCUUCGUGUUGUUGUUUUGUUUAGUGUUUUCCAAUUUAUACCCAAGUGGUUAGAGUCUAUGGAUCUUCAAUUACAUUGAGCUGAUUUCUGACAUGCUGUUCCUUCUUUUUUCGUUAGUGUAUUUCUGUAUGUUUUAGUGAUUCACCAUAGUGGAAGGCGUCAGGCUCAGGGUUUUCUGGGUUCUCUAUGUUUUUGGUUGGAUAGGUUUCUCAAUUUCUUUUUCGUAGUUUUUUUGCAUUCUUCAUCAAACCAUUUUUCUCUGAUCUCUCUCUAUUCCUCUACCUCUCUCUCUCUCUCUCUCUCUAGCUCUCUCUCUCUAUCUCUAUCUCUCUCUCAUCUCUCUCUCUCUCUCUCUCUCUCUCUCUCUCUCUCUCUCUCUCUCUGCUCUCCUCUCUCUCUCUCUCUCUCUCUGUACAGGUUCUGUUCUCUCUCUUCUGUGACUGAAGGAGGAGGAGGAAGUUUCCACAGAGGAGCAGGAGGAGGAAGAGGAGGAGGACUGGGAAAAGGCAUUAUCAGUGGAGAGGUUCGUGGACAUCAUCGCUGACUCUGCGUUCAGCGGUGGAGAAAAGAUGGGCCGCAACUACAACGAGAAGGAUUUUGAGUGUAAGCCAUUUACCAAUCUGUAGUCUUCUUUACCGGUAUGCUUUUGUAGAACACAGAGUAAACUUUCAAUGAAUGUCUGACUAGUGUUGUCACGAUACCAGAAUGUUUACUUCGAUACCGAUACCAGGUUUAGCAUCACAAUACUCAAAACCAUCACGAUACUCGAUACCAAAACGAAACCAUAACAAAAAAUAAGAUGUAUUAGCCAAAGUCACAGAAUGGCACUUGAUCCAGAGAGAUACUCAGCUACUGCUCUGUUCAAUCGUUGGGCAUCUUGUGAGUUCAAUAUCAUUACAUCUGAACAUUGUAUGUACAUUUUUGUUUUUGAGACAGCCAUGUAUGCAUUAAUUCAAUCAAUUAUACAAUCAUACAAUCAUUUUGACUUUGUUUUUACCAAUCUAACUACAAAACAACAUAAUGAUAAUAAUUUAUUUGAAUGGUAAAUCUCUAUUGAUAAACUGGGUAAAUCUGAUAUCAUGGGGCUACAGAUGACAAAUAUUUUUUAUUUAUUGGAAACUGCUAGGAGAACAUUUUAUUGUAUUGUAGUGAUCAACAACAUUUGCAUAGAAUAAGCAAUGCUUCUUUUAUAAAAAUGUGCGUUGUCUCUUUAAGAAAGUAAUGAUGUCAGUUGUCGUCCAGGUAGGGGAGGGAAUGGCCGGCAGGGAUGGGAAUGGCCGGCAGGGAUGGGAAUGGCCGGCAGGGAUGUAGCUCAGCUGGUAGAGCAUGGCGUUUGCAACGCCAGGGUUGUAGGUUCAUUUCCCACGGGGGGCUAGUAUGAAAAAUUAAAAAUAAAAAAAUAAAAAAUAAUGUAUGCACUCACUAACUGUAAGUCACUCUGGAUAAGAGCGUCUGCUAAAUGACUAAAAUGUAAAAAUGUAAAUGUAGUUGUGAGGCAGAAAGUGGCUGUGGAAUCUAACUUUGUGGCUAUGGAAUCUAGUGGAAAUCAGAUGGAAGGCGAGAGAGAUUAAGAAAUUAAUUAUUUUUUUGUGGCGUGGGAGACGAAGUGAAUUAAUUACGUUUUUGGUGACAAUCAGCUUUAAAAUCAGCAUAUUUUGCUUUAUGGCUAGCAUAUUAUCACAAACAAGGUACUAAGGUAGGGAAUACAAGCUAGCAAGGAAAGUUAGGCUACAAUUAAAGCUGAAAUCUACCGGUAUCGUCUUACAUUGUAAAAGUGUUCUAACCUGUGUGUACAUUGUUUUGCGAACAGCAAUGAACAGGUUCAACAUUUUUACAUGCCUUGUUGCAUUAUUCAAGUGUGUUAACUUCUUUUGCAACAUGAGUGUCUCCCGAGUGGCGCAGUGGUCUAAGGCACUGAAUCGCAGUGCUAGCUGUGCCACUAGAGAGACCCAUGGGGCGGCGCAGAAUUGGCCCGGCGUCAUCCAGGGUAGGGGAGGGAAUGGCCGGCAGGGAUCUGGCUCAGUUGGUAGAGUAUGGCGUUUGCAACGCCAGGGUUGUGGGUUCGAUUCCCACGGGGGGCCAGUAUGAAAAAUAUAUAUAAUGUAUGCACUCACUAACUGUAAGUCGCUCUGGAUAAGAGCGUCUGCUAAAUGACUAAAAUGUAAAUGAGUGGGGAGCUAAUGCAGCCCAGACUCCUCUAGCAAUGAAUGAGGAAGUGGUCUUCAUGCUAUAAAGGGGCUGCGGUGAUAGACAGACCUAAUCCUCUCAAUCACGUGAGACACAUUUGACCCAAGUACAGAACAUAACAAAAAUGUAAGUACCGUUUAUUCAUUUUUUUUUUUAUCGACAAAGUACCGAAUUUUCAGGAUAACUUGCAACACUACUGCUUACCCAGUUUUUUGGGGGUGUUCUCCGAACUUAAUAACCGUUUUUGCUAACAGGAAUGAGUGUUGCCUUAAAGAUAAUAUGUUGGUAUCACUUAAAGGUCCAAUGUAGCCGUUUUUAUCUCAAUAUCAAAUCAUUUUUGGGUAACAAUUAAGUACCUUACUGUGAUUGUUUUCAAUUAAAAUCGUCAAAAAGAAAGAAAAAUAGCUUCUUAGCAGAGCAAUUUCUCAAUCAAGAAUUUUGCUAGGACUGUCUGGGAGUGGUUUGAGCGGGGAGGGGAAAACUAAAAAUGUGCUGUUAUUGGCAGAGAGGUUUGGAACUCUCUUUCUUCUUGGUCUAUUAACUAAUUUACCACCUGGUGAUGUCACCAUGGAAGGCCAAAACUCCAUCCCGCUAAAAUAGGCUGACAUUUCAGCCGGUCUUUUCAAACAACUCUUACACUAAAAGGGAAUAAUCAUCAUUUUCACAUUUUCACAGUAUUAUUCCAACCUCAUAUAAACACAACAUGCAACAAUUUCUAAGAUUUUACUGAGUCACAGUUCAUAUAUGGAUAUCAUUCAAUUGAAAUAAAUUCAUUAGGCCCUAAUCUAUGGAUUUCACAUGACUGGGAAUACAGAUAUGUAUAUGUUGGUCACAGAUACCUUAAAAAAAUAGGUGAAUCCGAAAACAAGUCAUUAUCUGGUGUGACCACCAUAUGCCUCAUGCAGUGCGACACAUCUCCUUCGCAUAGAGUUGAUCAGGCUUUUGCGACAUGGGGCUGUGCAUUAUCAUGCUGAAACAUGGCGUGAUGGCGGCAGAUGAAUGGCAUGACAGUGGGCCUCAGGAUCUCGUCAUGGUAUCUCUGUGUAUUCAAAUUACCAUUGAUAAAAUGCAAUUGUGUUUGUUGAGUUGGGCAGUGGUCUAAGGCACUUCAUCGCAGUGCUAGCUGUGCCACUAGAGAUCCUGGUUGGAAUCCAGGCUCUGUCGUAGCCGGCCGCGACCGGGAGACCCAUGGGGCGGCGCACAAUUGGCCCAGCGUCGUCCAGGGUAGGGGAGGGAAUGGCCGGCAGGGAUGUAGCUCAGUUGGUAGAGCAUGGCAUUUGCAACGCCAGGGUUGUGGGUUCGAUUCCAGUAUGAAAAAAUAAUAAUGUAUGCACUCACUAACUGUAAGUCGCUCUGGAUAAGAGCGUCUGCUAAAUGACUAAAAUGUAAAUGUUGUCCAUAUUUUAUGCCUGCCAAUACCAUAACCCCACCGCCACCAAGGGGCACUCUGUUCACAUCGUUGACAUCAGCAAACCGCUCGCCCACACAACGCCAUGCAUGUGGUCUGCGGUUGUGAGGCCGGUUGGAUGUACUGCCAAAUUCUCGAAAAUAAUGUUGGAGGCGGCUUAUGGUAGAGAAAUUAACAUUAAAUGAUCUGGCAACAGCUCUGGUGUACAUUCCUGCAGGCAGCAUGCCAAUUGCACACUCCCUCAAAACUUGCGACAUCUGUGGCAUUGUGUUGUGUGUUGAAAAUGCAAAUUUUAGAGUGGCCUUUUAUUGUCCACAGCACAAGGUGCACCUGUGUAUAACACACCUGUCAGGUGGAUGGAUUAUCUUGGCAAAGGAGAAAUGCUUACUAACAGGGAUGUAAACAAAUUUGUGCUCAACAUUUUAGAGAAAUAAGCUUUUUGUGCAUAUGUAAAAAUCUUGGGAUCUUUUAUGUCAGCUCAUGAAACAUGGGACCAACACUUUACAUGUUGCAUUUAUAUUUUUGUUCAGUGUAUAUAAAACACAGGAAAAUCAUGUUUUUGAGUGACACUGGGCCUUUAACUUAAGCCUGUCAGUAUCAUUCUUUAUAAUUUGUUAUAAGCAUAUGAGCCUUUGUAAUGUCAGGGGCAUUUCUGUCUGUUCAUCAACAUUUCAAUUGCUUUAAAAUGUCUGAUCUGAGUUAUUUUUUUUUUAAUGAUCAGAUGGUUAGAAUACAUUAUAAAGGGGUUGUAACUGGCUCAUGACAAGUCUUGCACGCAUUAUGUCGGCAGGCUUGGACGCUAUUUUCACUUAAACUCCUACCCUUCCUUUCACAGAUCACAGGCACACCUUUCACCACACCCACCACCCGCUGUCCACCCAUCUACCCCCACCCCAGCGUCUACGCAAGCGGGUGCUCAGCGUGGACCGUAACCACCGGCGCAAGAAGAAGCGCAAGAACAAAAAAACCUCCAUGGCGCCCUCGGAGGUCACGCCCACCAUCCAUGAGGUAGACGAGGAGGAGGAGGUGUCUGAGACAGAGGGGCGGGACCUGGCAGCCACGCCCACCGAGCAGCCCGAUGACCAACUGCAGGUAACAUAACAGAGAAAGGUGUGAUCAUGUCUGACAGCUUGUCAGAAUACUUCCUAUUGUUAUUGAUCAUUUCUUGUUUAUUCAGUGCGAUACAAUGUUUGGAAUGUUGCAAGUAGAAGUUUUGUUUAUUAAUUUGUUAUAUACUAAUUCAGUAUAUUAAUUUCAAAGACACUCCAGAGAGAAAUGUCUGUCACACUCUACAUGUUAUGUGUGAGGGAGGAAGGCUGGGAAUUCUGGUCUCCUGUGUAAUAUGAGAGCUUUGAUGAAGAGCAGGCUGCAGCUGACACAGGGAAGAUGAAGAUAUGUUAGUACUAGUCUAUCAGGUGCCCUGGAGAGAGAGGAAGAGAGGGAGAUAGUUGACUUAUCUUCCCCUGCUACUUGUACUACAACUAUUUGCACGUUGUUGAAAAAACACUGUACACGGCUGAUAAUAUGACAUUAGAAACAUCUUUAUCCUUUUGAAACCUUUGAGUGCAAUUUAUUUAUUUAUUUCUUCUCACUUUUGUUUAUUGUUUUUUCAUUGUUGCAAGUUACUGUGCCCAGUAACACAUGUCCGCGAGGAGAGAGAGAAGAGAAUGAGAGAGAGAGAGAGAGAGAGAGAAGAGAGAAGAGAGAGGAGACGAGAGAGAGACAGAGAGAAGGCAGAGACGAAGAAGAAGAGACAAAGAGAAGACGAGACGAGUGAGAGUAGAGAUAGAGAUGGAGAGAUAGAUGAGAUAGAAGAGAGACAGAGAGAGAGAAAGAGAGAGAGAGAAAGAGAGAAGAGAAGAGAGAGGAGAGAGAGAAGAAGAACAGAAAGAGAGAGACUUACGAGUUAGGAGUCCUAUGUUCGACACCUUCUGCCAAAGUCUGACUGGGACAGGACAGCACCUGACUUGAACUGACACUCAUGAUCCAGGUACUUGAAGUCAAUCAGCUGGCCUUUGGAUUGGAUCUUCAGAUGGAGCUGUUAGGGAUUUCCUGUACAAGGACCAAUGUAACCAACUCCCUCUCCUCUUAGUUUAGCCUGGGGAGUGAGGAGAAUUUGGAGCCGGCUCUCCCCCUAACUUCCUUCCACAUGGAGAGCGAACAACAACAUCCGCCGCCAGAGAAGACCACACUGGCCACGGCAGAAGAGGAGGAGGUGGUGGAGGAGGAGGUGGUGGAGGGGGAGAUGGAGGAGGGGGAGAUGGAGGAGGAGCAGCAACAACAGGAGGUUCGGGAGCAACCAGAGGAUGAGGAGGGUGAUGAAGAGUCCACCAACAGGUGUGCCCAGACUCAGAUGUUUGGAUGCAUAAAGCAAUGUGACGGUAGCUAGCAGGUGAUUAGGUACAGUAACUUGGCUGUGUGGUGAAACAAUGAAGUUAUUUCAAAUCAGCCAAUUGUAUUGUUCACUUCAAAAUGCAGCAACCAGCCAACACUUAUUUUGUUAGCACACCUCGCCGUAAGGCACAAGGUGAAACUAGGAUUAUACUAGAAAGAUGAUAUGCUUCGUGAAUUGUGAACUAAGAAAACACAGAACUAGAGUGCACUAAAAAUAGUACAGUGCCUACAAUAUUUAUUUUGUAUGACAGAGGUCUGUACUCAACAUUUGAAGAUAUUUAAUGAUCUCAUCAACCAAAUACCCAGCUCUUCCUACAAUGCUCUUCAUUUUAAGAACUUCUAACAUUCCAUGCUCAUUACUCCCGAUUCCGGUAUAAUUAUUUGUUUUUAAGUGAACAUCUAAAAACAUCAAAGCAUUUAUGUGGCUCAAAAGGACACAGUGUGCCUGUCACAAUCAUGUCUCGAGGGGCACGUGUCCUAGAUAUGAUCUUUAUGAGCAAACCCAUCUGACUCAUUAACACACAGCUAUGAGAAUAUGAAUUAUUUGAUAAUGGAUGUAAUAAUGUAUGGAUUCAUCCUGGGAGGUCAGGGACUGUGUGGAGCCCAGGGUCAUAUUCAUUAGGGCACAACGUAGCAAAACAUUUUGCAACGGAAACAAAAAUUAGCAUUUCUUAUUGGACAACUCCAGGUAGUCCCUCCCUGUUUUAUUCAGUUUUCUUCCGCUUGGAGCCUAAUGAAUACAACCCAGGUACUUGUUUUCCCCACUACAGGGUGGUUAAUCUCAUUGAUUUAUUAUUAUUGCAGCAGCAAACAAGGAACAUAGUCACAAUGUCAUGUAAUGUUAUGCAAUUGGGUGAGGAAGCCAGUGUUUGUGGUGCUGUGAUGUGUUCUGGCGCCCUCUGUUGGAUGAUGCACCACACUACACCCAACAAUCAAACCCUUCCCAGAUUAUUCAUUCUGUGUGUGUGUGUGUGCCAGUCAAGAUGUUUGUUUGUAUGGACUGGGUUGAUGUUUGAUACCAUGUUCAUUUUUGAAGAAGGAUAAGCAGAAAGUAUAUUCUGGAAUUCUAAUACUUUGGGACAAAAAAGCACCAAUUCUGAACUGGUUUAUGGCUGACGGUCCUUCAUGAUAGCUGACACAAUGGAUUACAGAUAUUUACCUGACAUACAUGAAAAGCAAACAUUUGAAGAAUCAAAUACAAUAUGAUGGGUUUUCACAUGCACUCAAGUGAUCCCGCUGCACUCUCCGUGAUCCUCCCUGUGUUCCCCUUCCCCAGGUGCCCCCCCCCUGCGGACCCCCCUAGCAUGACCACCUGCGGCUGGUUCAGGAGGAAUCCUCUCCACCCUGCUCCGCGGACCAGUUACGACCUGCGGGAGCGCGUCUGCAUUGGCAGCAUGACGGCCAUGGAAACAGCCGUGUACCAGAAGGUGCCCACCGACGAGGCUGAGGCUCAGAUGCUGGCUAGCGCCGACCUGGACGACAUGAAGAGUAAGACUCACACACACACACACCAGAGAGAACGAACCAUUCCAAUAUCAACCCCUCUAGCCAAUCCUCCUGCUAUAGAGCUACCUUCCUGCGGCCCUAAUCUACCACAUCUGAUUCUACUAAUUAGCUGCUUCUCGGGACCAUGAUUGGCUGAAUCUGGUGUAUACUGUAUUUGUAGGGCUAGAGUAAAAGCCUGCACUCCCAGCUGCUGGAGGAGGGUUGACCACUCCUGCCUGGCUUAGCCCCCGUUUCCUGAACAAGGGCAUACCAUGUUUAUUGAAAGUAGAGGGUAAAGGUAGUGUAAUUCAUACAAAGUAACGUUGGUGGCAGUUUUAAAUAAUAAACCUAAUGCAUACCUUGAGACUUAAAUAUAUUUGGACCAAAGUCUCGGUUCCUCAUUUGGCGCCUCUUGAUGGACCGACCCAGUCAGCAUCCUUUACGCCUGACAAAGGCAGGUUGCUCCAAUUGGACGCCAUGCUCCAGUUGCCUUCCCAGCUGUUCUGCUGUGGGAGUUUGAAGGUGACAGUUUGAAGCAGGUCUGA